Messenger RNA from Penicillium chermesinum, 960 nucleotides. RefSeq lists its product as uncharacterized. Bases 1 to 960 code for a protein of 319 amino acids. The transcript is spliced from 3 exons. Lineage: Eukaryota; Fungi; Ascomycota; Eurotiomycetes; Eurotiales; Aspergillaceae. The record is from RefSeq and is a predicted model, not a curated record.
AUGGCCACUGACGAGUCAUCCUUUUUUCUAUAUGGAAUGGGUGAGAACCCUGAGGCUCUGACUCUGGGUUCUUUGGUCCUGGAAAAGUACUGGCAGCCUACACUUGCGCGCCAUUACACCCACGAACUGCUCAGCGACGAAGCUCUAGCCAAGCACGCUUACUCCACGGUCCUCACUGAUGUGGUGUUCCAUGGUCGCUCCCGUCUGACACCCGGAGUCGGUCUCGAUGGUGGGGACAUCGUCAAUCUGAAUCUUGCCUACAAUAAAGACCUCGAAAGGGUUGUUGUUGCUGAUAAAGGCACCCGAGUUGUUCUGAAAGACCCUGAAGCCUUCCUGACCAAUCAGGUGUUGAGAAACGAGCUUGCUCAGCAAAAGCUGAAGCUAUGGCUGUCUGCAGCUAACAGCACCUUUGUUUUGAACUUCAAAUUCGCCCGCCGCCCGAAAGUUUGGAUGCUAACUGGCUUGUAUCUGCUCGAGGGCACACGAACAGCAGUGUCCCAUGGGAAAUCCGUAGAUCUCUCCACGGGCAUAUCGUCUGCGCUCGUUGGGGCAUUGUCUGGUGUUCCUAUUGGUGCCUCUGUCAAAUUGGGCGUCGGCUCGUCCUGGGAAAUGGCGAUGCAGGUCGCCGAGCCGCAUGUGUGGGCUGCUCAGUUCCGGUUGGUCGAUGCCAAGUUUAUCAAGGUAGGAAAGGGUGGCAUCGACGAUGUGAAGCUACCCGCGGUAAUGGGCCUGUAUAGGGAUGUCAUGUCCGUUAGGCGAUCGAGGAAGACCGAGAGCGAAGAAAAUGAAGGGAAACAGACGGUGGAGCUGAAACUCGAGAGCGAUGAGCCUAAGAAAGUUGAAGAAGGACAUGGCUUAGAGCAAGAUGAUCAAGCUGGCCCUGAGGUGGAAGAAUACGAGAAAUAUUUAGAGAGAGCGAUCAAGUUCUUUGAAAUGACGCCUGACCAUUUGCGGCAAUAA